This is a messenger RNA of Toxorhynchites rutilus septentrionalis, 1995 nucleotides long. RefSeq names its product glucosamine-6-phosphate isomerase (gene Oscillin). Lineage: Eukaryota; Metazoa; Arthropoda; Insecta; Diptera; Culicidae. The record is from RefSeq and is a predicted model, not a curated record. Gene Ontology annotation, molecular function: glucosamine-6-phosphate deaminase activity; identical protein binding. Gene Ontology annotation, cellular component: cytoplasm. Bases 342 to 1175 code for a protein of 277 amino acids. The transcript has 5 exons. Gene Ontology annotation, biological process: D-glucosamine catabolic process; carbohydrate metabolic process; N-acetylglucosamine catabolic process.
UUCGCGGGUGUUCGAUUCAUAAUGUAGCGGAAUUUAAACGUAUAAUAAAUUCUGUAGGUCUAAACAGCAGACAUUCACACAAGUUUGUGAAGAAUCAAAAGUUUACACUAAUUUUUGGAAUCAGUUUGUCGUGCCUCUCGACCAUCCUGUAUGUAAAUAGGAGCGAAGUCUUGAGCGUAAAUUAAUGACGGACUGAGAGUCUUAUCGCUAGCAGACGGUGUUUGUAUGCUUUUAUCGUCACGUCGAACAAACCCCAAAACGAUCAUAACGAGCUUUAUUUGACAUUCAUAUUUUGAGUUCGUCUGGGUCAAUAAACCGGAAACAGUCGCUGUCGAAUCAACAUGCGUCUCAUUAUCCUGGACACUGCCAGCUAUGUCGGCGAGUGGUCGGCCAAGUACGUGAUGAAACGUAUCAAUGACUUCAAACCCGGCCCGGACAAAUAUUUUACGCUGGGCCUACCGACUGGCUCCACGCCGCUUGGCCUCUAUCGGAAUCUUAUCAAGUUCCACCAAGAGGGCAAAAUUUCCUUCAAAUACGUGAAAACCUUCAAUAUGGACGAAUACGUUGAUCUGCCGCGGGAUCACCCGGAAAGCUAUCACUACUUCAUGUGGCACAACUUCUUCAAACACAUUGACAUCGACCCGGUGAAUGUUCACAUCCUGGACGGGAAUGCACCGGACCUGGUGGCGGAGUGCAAUGCCUUCGAGGAUAAAAUCAAGGCAGCCGGCGGGAUUGAGUUGUUUAUCGGUGGAAUCGGACCGGACGGACAUAUCGCCUUCAACGAGCCCGGUUCGUCGUUGGUUUCGAGGACCCGAGUUAAAACGCUCGCUCAGGAUACGCUGGAGGCGAAUGCGCGCUUCUUCGGAAACGACAUCAACAAGGUGCCGAAGCAGGCGCUUACCGUGGGGGUGGGGACUGUGAUGGACGCGAGGGAGGUAAUGAUUCUAAUUAUUGGCGCCCACAAGGCAUUCGCACUGUACAAAGCCAUCGAGGAGGGAGUGAACCAUAUGUGGACCGUCAGUGCCUUCCAGCAGCAUCCCCACACGAUAAUGAUAUGCGACGAGGACGCCACGCUGGAGCUGCGGGUUAAGACAGUGAAAUAUUUCAAGGCCCUCAGCACCGUCCAUCACAAGCUGAUCGAAGAGGACGUUAAGGACGUGAGGCAGCUGAAGUAAGGCGAAGGCAACCGAUAAAUCCCGGGCAGACACCUUCGCCACACCCCCAAACAAACACAAGAAACACGAAGCUUUGACUUCUUAUUAGAUAUUUGUAAAACGACAACUACUCUUUCUAUUAUCAACCAUCCAUCAUCACCAGUUCGAUUAGAAGUAACAGUUUUUGUUGGUAUUCGGAUUACUGUGAGAACACGUGUAUCACCUGGGUAAUUUCCAUCACAUGCUUAACGUCAAACGAGCCAACAUCAAACGGAUUGUUACGUUCUGGCUUCCGCUAGUGGCGAUCUUGACGCCGCCACCCGACCCAACUGAUGUGAGAAUCUGCGAGAAGAGCGAGAAGGAGGACCCGUCAGCUGGAGAAGAUUGACCUCUACCACUUCCACCUGUUUCCAUUUUUGCACACCCAACCGUCCGGUCCCAUCCCUGUAUGUCCGUUUGUCAGCAGUUUGUGGAUGUGCCAGAUGAAAAUUUACUGCCGCCCCCCGAUUUCCCACUAAUCACACUACAGUAUUAAUUAAUAAGUGUCCAACCGUGCGUUGGAAUGAUCGUUUCUUUCACCCACACAGACCCUGUACGAUGUUCACUCGAAGCUGAUUGAGGGCACGUAAGACGAUGAUUUGCUGGCUGGCUGGUGGAAGGCUUGCCAAAAAUCUAACUUCCCACGUGUGCGCGUUUGUUUUUUUUUAUUUGUCAGUCAUUGCAAUCCAAAGGGCGUAAGUAAUGUAUUUUGUUUGUUUCAAGUGUUCCUAGCAAAACGCAACAAAGAACAGAGAAAAAUCUUCAGAUGAUGUGGUAAUACAAAUUUAUAUAUUUUUAUAAA